Mucor mucedo is the source of this 1038-nucleotide messenger RNA. RefSeq lists its product as uncharacterized. The transcript has a single exon. The coding region runs from base 1 to 1038 and encodes 345 amino acids. NCBI's taxonomy places the organism in Eukaryota, Fungi, Mucoromycota, Mucoromycetes, Mucorales, Mucoraceae. The record is from RefSeq and is a predicted model, not a curated record.
AUGAAAUUAUUGCGUGCUUGGAUAGAAUCGAGUAACUCACUUUGUGUCGACUUACGUACAAAACUGGAUUUUAAACAAUGUCACUUAAAAUCCUCCACGAAUAUCCCACUUUCCCAACUCGUCUUACGUCAAUCCGAACUUCCACCUAAACGAUUACCUUUUGCUGUCAUCGAACCACUUCACGAAAAAGGUUGUGCUACUUGGUUGAUCGAACAAGGUUGGCAAGUGCCCUGGGUACUUUGGGAAGGUGAACUGACCUGGAAACAAGCCAUCGAGAACGGUUGGAUAUCAGAUACGGAUGAACAAUGGCUAUUAUUUCAACCAUCCCCCUUUCUCAUGGCUCACAUGGAUACCAUUGAACUCCCUCUACGACAAUUUAAAAAGGACACACCCUGGACUUGUUUAGAUAUUGGGUGUGGAUCAGGUCGUGAUGUAGGUUGGUUACUCGCUCGUAAUAAACAAUGGCAUGCAUCCGCAUUCGAUUCAUUGGCUGGCGCCAUGGUCCGUACCGAUCUCCUUGUACGCAACCUCAACGUCAGUCAUCAACUUGACCUACUUGCACAAGCCAAACUUCUCAAUAACGGUGAGUGGAAAUUAGUGUCGGAUGCUUGGUGGGACCCCCAUGGGGAAACACAGGAACUCCAAGACCCCACAGAAGAGAUCGCCAAACGACUCGCGAUGACAGCGUUGGAAAGCAAAGACACGGCAUCCUACACGUUCCCUCAGUUUUACAACCGAUUAAACCCCGUCGCAAAGUCACACACCUUUGACCUCAUUUUAAACAUUCGGUUCCUGUCAAGACCGUUUUUGGCACAAGUACCGUCGUUAUUGAACAAGAAUGGAUGUUUUGUCAUUUCCCAUUUCGUGGAUGAUCCAGCCUAUGAUUAUAAGCAGCCUAAAAAGAGUCUACGUUUGCAAAUGAAUGAAAUUAGUCAAUUCUUUGCAAAGUUUGAUGAAUUGGAAAUCAUAAAAGAUGUCAUUGAGGAAAUAGAAGACGGAAGACCUAUUAAUUCCGUUAUUGUACGUAAGAAAAAAUAA